Messenger RNA from Aspergillus homomorphus CBS 101889, 3164 nucleotides. Its product is annotated as glycoside hydrolase family 35 protein. Gene Ontology annotation, molecular function: beta-galactosidase activity. The transcript is spliced from 9 exons. Gene Ontology annotation, cellular component: vacuole. The coding region runs from base 98 to 3124 and encodes 1008 amino acids. The record is from RefSeq and is a predicted model, not a curated record. Lineage: Eukaryota; Fungi; Ascomycota; Eurotiomycetes; Eurotiales; Aspergillaceae. Gene Ontology annotation, biological process: carbohydrate metabolic process.
UUUAUCUCAAGAUUAAUCUUGCUCUGCAUCACGUUGAGUGCGGCAGCUCAGUACCAAUUGCUGGUCGGUACAAUCUGCGGCAAGAAAUCCACCCAACAUGAGGUUUCUUCCUAUCUGUGGUGCUGUCUUUCUGGCAGCACACGCAGCUGGGGCAUCAAUCAAGCAUCGCCUCAAUGGCUUCACUCUCACCGAGCAUCCAGAUGCGGUGAAGCGAGAAUUGUCGCAGAAACAUGUCACUUGGGAUGACAAGUCUCUCUUCAUCAAUGGAGAGAGAAUUAUGAUCUUCAGCGGAGAAGUCCACCCAUUCCGGAUUCCGGUUCCAUCGCUGUACAUCGACAUCUUCCAGAAGAUCAAGGCUUUUGGGUUCAACACGGUCUCCUUCUAUGUCGACUGGGCCCUUCUAGAAGGAAAGCCAGGUGAGUACAGAGCGGACGGGGUUUUUGCGCUCGAACCCUUUUUCGAGGCCGCUUCUCAAGCCGGCAUCUACCUCCUCGCCCGUCCCGGACCGUACAUCAAUGCGGAGGUUUCCGGUGGAGGUUUCCCCGGUUGGACGCAAAGGAUCGAUGGUAUUCUUCGGUCUAGUGACAAGCCCUUCCUGGAGGCUACUGACAACUAUAUCUCGCACGUCGCCUCGACCAUUGCCAAGUACCAGAUUACCAACGGUGGUCCUGUGAUUCUCUACCAGCCCGAGAACGAAUACACCGGUGCUACUAAUGGUGUUAAGUUCCCUGAUCCAGACUACAUGCAAUACGUCCUUGACCAGGCUCGCAACGCCGGGAUCGUGGUUCCUUUCAUCAGCAACGAUGCCUCGGCCAGCGGACACAACGCUCCGGGCACCGGCAAGGGUUCGGUGAAUAUUUAUGGUCACGAUAGCUACCCACUUGGGUUCGAUUGUGCAAACCCUGCCACUUGGCCCAAAGGCAACCUGCCUACCAACUUCCGUACCCUUCACCUUGAACAGAGUCCCACGACCCCUUACUCGAUCGUUGAGUUCCAAGCAGGCGCUUUCGACCCAUGGGGUGGUCCUGGGUUUGAGAAAUGCUCUGCUCUCGUCAAUUACGAGUUUGAAAGAGUCUUCUACAAGAACAACUUCAGCUUCGGUAUUGCUAUCCUGAAUCUGUACAUGACCUUCGGAGGAACCAACUGGGGCAACCUCGGUUAUGCCAACGGUUACACGUCCUAUGACUACGGCUCACCCUUGACCGAAUCCCGCAAUCUCACUCGGGAGAAGUACAGUGAGCUCAAACUUCUGGGCAACUUUGCCAAGGUCUCGCCCGGUUACCUCCUCGCCACCCCUGGAAACUUGACGACUUCCGGCUAUGCCGAUACCUCUGACCUCACCGUAACUCCUUUGCUUGGCAGCAACAACACUGGCUCUUUCUUCGUUGUCAGGCAUUCCGAGUACACCAGCCAGGCUUCUACCUCCUACAAACUCAAAGUCCCCUCCAGUGCUGGUAGUCUGACCAUCCCUCAGCUGGGAGGAAGUUUGACCCUCAACGGACGCGACUCCAAAAUUCACGUCGUUGAUUAUGAUGUGUCUGGAAUGAACAUCCUUUACUCAACUGCUGAGGUCUUUACCUGGAAGAAAUUCUCCGAUGGCAAGGUUCUUGUUCUGUACGGGGGAGCCGGCGAGCACCAUGAACUUGCAAUUACCACUAAGUCAAAUGUGACUGUGAUUGAAGGCAAGGCAUCCGCUAUCUUGUCUAAGCAAAACGGAAAGUCGCUUCUGAUUGGAUGGGAUGUGUCCUCUACUCGCCAGAUCAUCGAGGUUGGGGACUUGAAGAUUCAUCUCUUGGACCGAAACACUGCAUACAACUACUGGGUGCCCCAGGUCGGUAAGGAUAGCAGCUCAACAGAGUACAGCACUCAGGCUGCGGUUGCAUCAUCCGUCAUUGUCAAGGCAGGCUACCUUGUGCGGACUGCGCACGUGAAGGGCAACGGUCUUUACAUAACGGCCGACUUCAACGCCACCACCCCCGUCGAGGUCUUUGGAGCGCCGGCUAGCACCAGGAACCUAUAUAUCAAUGGGGAGAAGACCAGCCACACGGUCGCUAAGAACGGUGCCUGGACCACGGAAGUCAAGUACAGUGCCCCCAAGAUCUCGCUCCCUAGCUUGAAGAGCUUGAGCUGGAAGUACUUGGACACGCUCCCCGAGAUCCAGUCCUCGUAUGACGACUCUCAGUGGAAGGCUGCCGAUCUCGCCGAGACCAAGAACACAUUCCGUCCCCUAACCACCCCUACUUCACUGUACUCUUCCGACUAUGGCUUCCACACCGGCUACUUGAUUUACCGUGGUCACUUCGUCGCCAGCGGCAACGAAACGGAAUUUACGGUUAACACCCAAGGUGGAACUGCAUUUGGCAGCUCCAUCUGGCUCAACGAAACCUUCCUCGGCUCCUUCACUGGACUUUUCAAGUACGCGGACUACAACCAAACCGUCACGCUUCCCCAGCUCAAGCCCGGCCAAACAUACGUCUUCACCGUGGUCGUCGACAACAUGGGUCUGGACGAGGACUGGACCGUUGGUUCGGAACUGUCGAAGGCGCCCCGUGGUAUCCUUAACUACAACCUGGCCGGCCGUGACGCCAACGUCAUUUCCUGGAAGCUGACGGGCAACCUCGGCGGCGAAGACUACCAGGACAAGGCCCGCGGUCCUCUCAACGAGGGUGGCCUGUACGCUGAACGCCAGGGCUACCAUCAGCCUCAGCCUCCCACCCAGAAAUGGAAGUCUGCCAGUCCCCUUGACGGUCUUUCCAAGCCCGGCAUUGGAUUCUACAGUGCUGAGUUCAAGCUUGAUCUGCCGACUGGAUGGGACGUGCCCCUAUUCUUCAACUUCGGCAACAGCACCACCCCCGAUGCGUACCGUGCGCAGUUGUAUGUGAACGGGUACCAGUAUGGUAAGUAUGUGAGCAACAUCGGGCCCCAGACGAGCUUCCCGGUGCCCCAGGGUAUCCUCAACUACCAAGGAACGAACUGGGUCGCCCUGAGUGUGUGGGCGCAGAAUGAGGGAGGCGCUAAGGUGGAGAGCCUGGAGCUGAGCUAUGAGACGCCGGUCCUGACGGCAUUAAAGAGUGUGAAGUCGGUGGAUCAACCUAAGUACAAGGCUCGGAAGGGAGCGUACUAGUUGCGAUUGAGACGUGGGGGGGUUUCCUGUUUAGCAGCGU